Messenger RNA from Corticium candelabrum, 2889 nucleotides. RefSeq names its product serine-rich adhesin for platelets-like. The record is from RefSeq and is a predicted model, not a curated record. Bases 85 to 2670 code for a protein of 861 amino acids. Lineage: Eukaryota; Metazoa; Porifera; Homoscleromorpha; Homosclerophorida; Plakinidae. Gene Ontology annotation, molecular function: calcium ion binding. The transcript has 11 exons.
UUCCUUACGUCACCGUCACCGAACCUGCAGUCAUUUUGUUUCACCGGUCAAGUUUAGCUUCUGCUGCAUUCAGCUGGCAGCCAGAUGAUGGGAAAGCCUAAACCGGGCGGAACAAUUAAAGACGGUCGGCAACUUUUAGGUUCUGAAACAGAAUCAGAAGUGCAGGAGUUUCCACUACCGCCAAGAAGGCCAUCGAGAAUGAGAUCGAAGAAGUCUGGUAGCCACCAUUCUGAUCUCUUUUGUCGAGACUUUUUACGAAUUGUUAUUGUGCUUGUCGUUUUGGCAAUGAUGGCGGCUAUUGGCUUUCUUGGGUUUGUGUACUACAAGCUGAAUGGCGAAAUGGAGAAGUUAAUGGAAGAAUAUGUGAAAGUUAAAGGUGAUUGGACGGGUGAGGGACCAAUGGCACGAAUGCUGCAGGCUGCUGCUAAGUCAGUUGACUUAAAUCAACUUACACAACGGCAUGACAAGGAUUGGGUAUCACUGAAGGGCAAAUUCCAACUCAUACAUAAUCAUCUAAUUACUGUCAACUCAACCGUUUCUGAUCUCCGUAAGGAUGCUAAACAGUGGGCUAUUGUACUAGACAGCACCAGCCAGUUGCAGAAAGUGGGAGGUAACGUUGACGGUUUGACACAAGAGGUUACGAAGAUGGUUAGCAAUGUAGAGAGGAUCGACAGGGACCUAGCAGACAUGAAGAAGAGCAUAUCCGUGUUAAAACGUGACAGUUCGGAAAGCACUAACAAAUUGACAACGUUAGACGCUGGAUUUAAUUCAGUGAAGGGAGACGUCCAGACACACAAGUCAAAAAUUGAUGAGCUGGAGCAUUCAAGCACCAAGUUGCAGCAGAGGACAGGCAGCUUGGUCUCGAUAAAUGUGACUGAAAUGGAUCUCACAAUGCAGCAGAUGUCUCAUGAAAUGAGUCGAGUUGUUGAAGCUAUUGAUCUCCUGCAAGCAACAGCCCAUCAUGGAAACGAUUCACUAGGUUUAAAGCCGGUUUUAGCAAAGCUUGAUGUGAUCAAGCAAGGAGUAUUGAGUAGUCAGGCACAUUCUGAAUCUUUGAAACGUCGUCUGACAGCUGUGGAAAAGAUUGAAGCACAACAUCAGGACGAUAUUGACAGCCUGACGUCUACUGUUAGCCAAUUUAAUUCAUCUCUAUUUGCUAUGAUGAUUGGUAGUCAAAUGACAACAUCUCUCAUGGAACAGCAAAUGCACAACUUUACUUUACGAAUUGGCGCACAACUUCAACAGUAUUUGUCCUCUGUUCUUGGCAUGAUAAAGAGUGGUAACCAUAAGAGCUCCAAUCUGUCAUCACUUAUCGGAGCAACAGUCAAUCGUGUUGUGGUGUCCAUGAAAGACGAGAUUCAGAGGACGACCGGCAUCUUUCUAGAGGGAAUGAACAUGUUGCAGGCAACUAUACUGCUACAGAACGAAACAAUAACAACUUUGCAGCAUGAGAUUCAGAGAGUCUCUACUUCCGUAUGGCGGCUGAGAGCUGAAGUAACAGCAGAGAAAUUAGCAAACAAGCACGUCGAGCCUACUGAUGACAAGCCAAAGCUGCCCACUGAGACAAAGAACAAGACGGCUAGUCUUGUAACAGAGAUGACAAAUCAAACAACAACCGAAGCCGCUCUUGAUGAUAUCCCUGUGGCUAUCUCUGAAACAGUAUCUGACGAACCUGUCACUACUAAUUCAAAUACACCUUUGCAAGGAAAUACAGCUGGCAGCGGUGACAUAAUCACAACCGACACGGUUGAAGAGACAAAAGUUGUAACCAUUUCCCCAUUAACAACUAAGCAAACCGAGUUGGCAGAACACAAAAGUACUACUGCUUCUGGUCAUUUAUCUACUACUACACCAGAAGUGGCUGUGCAGGAGCAAGCGACAUUUUCAUCUCCAUUAAAUUCGGCUGGUGGAGACAGUGUGCAGGGGCAAGCAACGCCAUCUGUUUUGGCGUUUUUGCCCACAGAGACAAUUACGAACAUGUCAGACACACUUUCACCAAACGGGGUUAGCGGCAAUGGGCCAACAGAAUUCAACAGAACGGAAGCUUCUGGAUCUCAAAAUACUUCGAAUAUAAAUAUAUCUGAUGUCACAUCUGGUAGUAAAUAUGAGAUGUCUAACAUCACGUUGAAUGAUACAGGGAGUGCUGGUGUGCAAUUUGUAAACAAUUCUGAGUCAGUUCGACCAGCUAAGCCUUCUGAAGUAUCUUCUACUGUCACUGAUAACAAGCUCAAAGGUCAAAAUUUUUCAAAUACGGACAGUGACCAUACAGAUCAGCAUACAGUCUCUCAGGAAGAGCAAGAUAGCAUGGCAGAGGCUGUACAGGAGCUUAGUGAUUUAGAUGAACUCGACACCCCGAACACUGUACCCGAGGAUCAUAAUAUGACAACAGCAACGAAUGAAGGGGCAGCAGCAAACGUACCAGCAAAACCAUUGUUCAGUGAUGAAAUAUUGAAAGAUGAAAUGAAACUAGUUUUGCAAACGUUUGACGAACUAGACAAGGACAAGGAUGGUAAAUUGUCAUAUCAAGAGCUUCUAUCCGUUAUUCCAAAGAAUAUGGAAGACCAAUUGGCAGCUAUUGAUGUAGAUUCUGAUGAAUACUUCACCAAAGAAGAACUUUCCGAAGCCGUGAAGGAAGCAGAAGUAUCGUUCCAGGAAGAUGAGGACAGUUAGUUUGGUUGACAGUGACAGACACCGAAUACAAGGAUAUGGUAUAUGGUGACCCUGAAGCAGUUGAACUGUUAGGUAGUUGUAUGGUUCCCUUGAGAGAUUAUACAGUAUAUGCAAUUAAUUGUCAGUAGAUAUUGCGUUAGAGUUGGUAUUGUAGAUGACUGCUCAAUAUCAAUAUUUCUAUUUCCACAGUGUAACCUAAAAAUUGUAUUGUUACCUGUU